Aspergillus neoniger CBS 115656 is the source of this 1896-nucleotide messenger RNA. RefSeq lists its product as uncharacterized. The transcript has 5 exons. Lineage: Eukaryota; Fungi; Ascomycota; Eurotiomycetes; Eurotiales; Aspergillaceae. Gene Ontology annotation, biological process: regulation of DNA-templated transcription. Gene Ontology annotation, molecular function: transcription cis-regulatory region binding; DNA-binding transcription factor activity, RNA polymerase II-specific; zinc ion binding. Gene Ontology annotation, cellular component: nucleus. The coding region runs from base 1 to 1896 and encodes 631 amino acids. The record is from RefSeq and is a predicted model, not a curated record.
AUGAGCUCCCCAAUCUCCGCAAUCAAAAGGAGAGCAUGCGUGGCGUGCACCACCGCCAAGGCGAAGUGUACGCCACAGUCUGCCAACCUGUGCCAGCGGUGCGCUCGUCUAGGCAAGUCGUGCACGUACCUUGACCUUCCGCAGACAAAGCGUAAGCAGAGACAGAAGGCUGCACCGAGCCGUGUAGAGCUCCUAGAGAAGAAAGUCGACCAGCUCUUGUCCCAGCUGGCUACCUUGACGCAACAGCAGAACGGACAGACAUUAUCGCCUGAUACCUCUACUAAUGAUAGUCUACCGACUAACAGUAAAGACCUGCACACAUCUUCUCAUGAUUCCUCCUCCCAAGGAAGUUCAACGGACACAGACAUAGCCGCGCUGCUAGACGCAGCUAAAGACCCAUCCCAUGGCCCUAAUCCAUCAACCAGCUCUGUCCUCGCGGGCCAACCAUCACUCGUAGACCGAGGGCUCUUGAGUCCAGCUGAGGCCGAGCGUAUGCUCACUUUUUUCAAAGCUGACUUCGCUGCCAAAUUCCCGUUUGUUUUGAUCCCGCACGGCGAGACAGCCGAUCGACUCAGGGUUCAAGAGCCGUUUCUAUUCUUGUGUGUCGUCGCUGCGACGAUGGGCAGUGCGCACCCUCUGCGCAAGAUCGUCGCUGAGGAGAUUAUGAACCAUGUUACCUCGAGGAUUGUAGCCCGGUCUGAGAGGAAUCUCGAGUUGCUUCGUGGAUUGUUGGUUCAUUGUGCGUGGUACACGUAUCCUGCUGAGAAGUAUCAUCCAAGGCUGUUGCUGUUGAUUCAGCUUUGUGUUGCGAUUGUGCAUGAUUUGGGGUUGCAUAGGAGGGAUGGGUUGGGUGUGGAUGAGCAGAGGGCGCUGUUGGGGACGUAUUGGUUGUCUGUUGGGUUCUGUGGCACACUGGGUAGACCUAUUACCAUGAAGCAUGAUAGUCAAAUUGACGUAUGCCUCAAGAGUCUAGCAUCAUCUACUACCACUACCACCGAGUAUCCAUCAGACCGCUGGAUCGCACCAUUCAUCCAUCUACAGUCAUUCAUGGCAACGAUGGACGAAGUCUACGCUUCGAUGCCACCAACCGGCGGAAGUGCCCUCGUGCAAGUCACGCGCGGCUCUCUACAGCGACAAUUCGACAACCUACGGACAUCCAUAGAGAAAGACCUCCCAAGCUGCCCUCCAUUAACAGCAACCGCCCUCACCACCGAACUCAAAUACACCGAAAUGCGACUCGACGACCCAUCCCUCCGCGAAGACCUCUGGACCACAGACCCCGCCACGACCAUCAUCCGAACAACCAUGCUGAUGAUUCUCAUCCAACGAAGCAAGGAACUCAUCCAGAUGGUCGCGAACCUCCCCGUAUCAGAGAUCCCCCAAUUAACCGUCAUAACGAACGCCCGUAUCUGCGCCGCAGUGGGAUACAUCCCCACUGCUGUUUUGGCACUUCUCAAUCUUAUAAAGCACACUUCUUCUUCUUCUUCCUCAACACCGUACCAAGACCAAAUCCAAAUCCAAACCAUAAUUACCACAGCAGACUACCCCAACCUGGUCACUUCGCUAGCCACAGCACUAGAAACCAAGCUCCAACAUGAACAGGGGAAACCGAUAUUAUCCGCCACAGACAAAGAGAUGGACGUGGUUAGGGGGUUGGUGAUGGGACGAGAUACAUUAAGGGUGGAGGAUACUACGUCGUUGUCCACGGCGACUACUUGUACGGAUCAUCAGCUGGAUGUUAGUAGGGGUGAGGUUGAUGGUGAGAUGGUAUCCCAGGACUGGAUGCCUGAUAAUAAUGAUGGUAAUAGUAUGUAUGACGAUGUGGAGGGUAUGUUUAAUGUGGAUGAUAUUCAGUGGGAUGCGCUAUUGAGGGAUUUUACGACGGGGUUUGGGUAG